Gilbertella persicaria is the source of this 1160-nucleotide messenger RNA. Its product is annotated as pectin lyase fold/virulence factor. Bases 113 to 1126 code for a protein of 337 amino acids. NCBI's taxonomy places the organism in Eukaryota, Fungi, Mucoromycota, Mucoromycetes, Mucorales, Choanephoraceae. The transcript has a single exon. Gene Ontology annotation, biological process: cell wall modification. Gene Ontology annotation, molecular function: pectinesterase activity. The record is from RefSeq and is a predicted model, not a curated record.
GUGUAAAUUGAUGGAGCACAAACCUUAAAUCUCGCAUGUUUUACAUUAUAUAAGAAACUGAUCAAGUCAAUCUCUCUCACUCUCUCACUCUCUUUCUUUAUAUUAUAUCCAGAUGCGUUUGUCAUUAGGACCCAUUCUUGCGCUUGCUUCCUCUGCUGCUUUUGCUUUAGUUUCUGCAGACACAACUGUCAAUGUCUGUUCUUCAUGUGAUUAUACAACUAUUUCUGAUGCUCUAAGUGGCCUUCCUAGUGGUUCCACUGCUUAUACCAUUGCCAUUGCCCCAGGUACUUAUAAUGAAAGAGUUACUGUCAACCGUUCCAAUGUUGUCCUGAAGAGUUCUGGUAGCAGUAAUGUCUAUAUCCAAUAUGCAAUUGAUCACAACACACAAGAUCCCAACAGCCAUGCUGGUGAUAAAGCUGUCGUGACAGUCAAUGGUAGUAAUGUGCGUUUCUACGAUCUUAUCAUUGUCAACAGUUAUAAACAAACCGUCAAUAUUGCCACUGUUGCUCUCAAUGUUCAAGGUCAACAAGUCGCUUUCUACAAUACCAAAUUUUAUGGCUUUCAAGAUACUCUCUUGGUCAAUUCUGGUGGUACUGCCUUCUUCAAGAAUUGUUACAUUGAAGGCUCUGUGGAUUAUAUCUUUGGUUAUGGUAUUGGUUAUUUCCAAGAUUGUAUCAUUGCUUCGAAUGCUAAAGGUUAUGUUACUGCUUCAAACCGAGUCAAUGCUGACCAAGCAGGUGGCUUCUACUUUAAUCAAUGCCAAUUGAAGGCUACUGUUCCUUCUGGCCCUAUUGCUUUUAAUGCCAAUGCCUCCCUCUCCUUCACUUCUGUUUCUCAAUCCACCGAUACUUGCUACCUUGGUCGUCCUUGGAGUCAAUAUGCUCGUGUUGUCUACAUGACCUCUACAUUUGGUACUCAUAUCAACCCUGCUGGUUGGAGUGUCUGGAAAUCCACAGACCCUCGCACUGCGAAUGUGCUCUUUGCUGAAUACCAGAACGGCGGUGCCCGUGGUACUUUUACUGACCAACGAGCUUCAUUUGCUACCUUACUAAACGAGUCUCAAGCUACUCAAUACACUGUUAGCAAGGUCUUUGGUUCUACUUCUUGGAUUGAUUCUUCUGUAUAAAAAUAAAAAUAAAAGGGGGGAUUUAUUUGUGUCC